Molecule: messenger RNA, 270 nt
Organism: Angiostrongylus costaricensis
Lineage: Eukaryota; Metazoa; Nematoda; Chromadorea; Rhabditida; Metastrongylidae
Source: the annotation of a GenBank genome assembly
AUGCGGUUCCUUCGUUUCGCCUGUCUCUCAGCUGGUUCUAUCGAUCAGUGCCACAGUAAUCACCCGUCAACGGUUCCGCGUUCGUUCUCCACCGUGGACACCUGCGGUCCGGAGUUUUGCAAAUAUCUCAGCAUCGUUGUUGCUGUCAUCGUCUUCAGCAGAGCCGACGAUCCUUGUCGAUGGUCAACAGUUGUUCCUCUUCUCGAUGUGGCGUCUUCGUCUCGUAUCGAGCCGGAUCUUCCUCAGUUGAGCAUCUCAAAUGAGCCGUAG